GAAAAGAAUCAGUACCGUUGGCCAUUGUUAGGUCUCUGUACUGAUAUCUUAAACCUGAAAUACGCCUAGUCUUUCACUUUCUCUCUCUCUAGAUUUUCUUUUGAUUAAUUUUAUAAUUUAAACUUGAAGAAAAAGAAAAAAGAAAAAAGAAAAAAGUGUUUUGACCACAAUUCCAUAUGAGUAAAAACUUGAGUACAUUAAACAUACCCCACCUAUCAAGGUCCAAUUUAAAUAUGCUUCUGCCCUGAAAUUUCUACCUGUCAGAACAAAAAACAAACAAGCUAGAAUCUCACACACCAAAAUAUAUAGUGAGAGAGUGAGAGAGAGAUUGUUUUGUUUAUAUGUUGGAAAUGGUGAGGAUUUAAGUGAAAUUAUAUAUUAUAUUUUUUUGUUGUUUUGUUUUGUAAGGACAUGAAGAGUGAGGAAGAUUCAGUUCAAUGGAGAAUGAGAUUAUGAAGAGGAGGACAAAACAAUGGAAUGAUAAGAAAAAGAAGAAGAAGAAGAAUAUUCAUAAUAAUAAUAUUAUUAAGAAGAGGAAGCUAAAGCUGAAGUCGAUGAAACCAUAUUGCUGCUGUGAAAUUCAGAGCAGAACAAGACAAACACAAGUUGUUGUUUCUUCUGAACCAAAACAAACAAUUAAGCCAAAACAUUAUUCAUCUAAACUAGCUUAUUCUACUAUUACUAAGAUUACUACUACUACAACUAACUCCUACUACUACCAACCUUUCUCAUUAGUUCCCAUGCUUCUUGUUCUUUUCCUCUUUGUUUCUUUCCUUUCUUUCCCUGCAUUUUCUCACCCCCAUAAUCAUUUUCCGGCCAACCAAACACUCCGGCCUGAUCAAGAGUUACAUAAGCUCAAAAGGGUCAAUGCUUAUUUGAAGAAACUCAACAAGCCUGCUGUCAAGACAAUUCAGAGCUCAGAUGGUGAUGUCAUAGAUUGUGUGCUUGCUCAUCUUCAACCAGCUUUUGAUCAUCCUCUGCUUAAAGGCCAGAAGCCAUUGGAUCCACCAGAGAGGCCUAAAGGCCAUGAAAACAAAACAAUUCAAGAGAGUUAUCAACAAUGGACUGACUCAGGUGAAUCAUGCCCUGAAGGAACUAUUCCAAUUAGAAGAACCACUGAUAAAGAUAUAUUAAGAGCAAGUUCCAUUAGAAGAUAUGGUAGAAAACCAAGAAGACAUGUUAGGAGAGACUCAACUGGUAGUGGUCAUGAGCAUGCAGUUGUAUUUGUAAAUGGAGAACAAUAUUAUGGAGCAAAGGCCAAUCUUAAUGUUUGGGCACCAAGAGUCACUGAUCAAUAUGAAUUCAGCUUAUCACAAUUAUGGGUCAUCUCAGGCUCAUUUGGCAAUGAUUUAAACACAAUUGAAGCUGGCUGGCAGGUUAGCCCAGAGCUAUAUGGUGACAACUAUCCUAGAUUCUUUACAUAUUGGACAACAGAUGCAUAUCAAGCUACUGGAUGUUAUAAUUUACUAUGCUCUGGUUUUGUCCAAACAAAUAACAAGAUAGCUAUUGGAGCAGCUAUCUCUCCUAGGUCAUCUUACAAAGGGAGGCAAUUUGAUAUUGGUUUAAUGGUUUGGAAGGAUCCAAAGCAUGGGCAUUGGUGGUUGGAGUUUGGGUCUGGUUUAUUGGUUGGAUAUUGGCCAGCUUUCUUAUUCAGCCAUCUUAGAAGCCAUGCAAGCAUGUUACAAUUUGGAGGUGAAAUUGUAAAUAGUAGAUCUUCUGGUUUUCACACAUCCACACAAAUGGGAAGUGGUCAUUUUGCUGGAGAAGGUUUUGGGAGAGCAUCUUAUUUUAGAAACUUACAAAUUGUGGAUUGGGACAAUAAUUUGUUACCCUUGUCAAAUCUUCACCUCUUGGCUGAUCAUUCUAAUUGUUAUGACAUAAGACAAGGAAAAAAUAAUGUAUGGGGUACUUAUUUUUACUAUGGAGGUCCUGGGAGAAAUGUAAGGUGUCCUUGAAUAAGCAAAAAAAAAAUGCCAUUAGAAAUUAAGAUAUAGAAAAUCAGUGUCUUUUUUGUUUUGUUUUGUUUUGUUUUUGGUUAUUAUUUUAACAAAAAAUAAGAAAAAAAAAAUCUGGGUUUUAGUUUUUGUUGUUAGGUUUUGACAUGGUUUGGGUGAUUUUGAUAUAUUUCCCAUUAUAAUGUAUUCCUUUUGUUUUUUGGAGGGGUUUUAUAAUCAUUUGAUUAUCCCAUCUCUGGCUUUGUAAAUUUGGGGAACAUACACCAAAGUGUUAAUAGUACUGGUUUGUGUUAUAUAAA
This is a messenger RNA of Cannabis sativa, 2254 nucleotides long. Its product is annotated as protein neprosin-like. The record is from RefSeq and is a predicted model, not a curated record. The transcript is spliced from 7 exons. Bases 438 to 1955 code for a protein of 505 amino acids. NCBI's taxonomy places the organism in Eukaryota, Viridiplantae, Streptophyta, Magnoliopsida, Rosales, Cannabaceae.